Molecule: messenger RNA, 1437 nt
Organism: Coniophora puteana RWD-64-598 SS2
Lineage: Eukaryota; Fungi; Basidiomycota; Agaricomycetes; Boletales; Coniophoraceae
Exons: 3
Coding region: 1-1437 (478 amino acids)
Source: RefSeq, a predicted model, not a curated record
AUGGACAUCGAUGCUACUGAAGACUUUGCCAUGGAGACUCAGACGGACGACUCCAUAGCUCCCCCUUCCGCCGAAGCGCAGCCAUCGGUCAUUCCCCCUGCUCCUCGUUCGCUCUAUACCGGCCCAACGACAUCUCAAACCAACAUCCAGCAUCCAAGCGUCAGUCAUCCCAGUAUCCACGUUCACGAUGCAGACGCCAACACUCCCAUCUACCAUGCCGACGACCACGUACAGCUCCCAGAGGUGCUGGCCACUCCCGGCGCUCAGUCUCUGUUGCCGGGUUCGUCAUCAGGCCCAGCUUUGCGUUCAACUCGAUCUGCGCGCAAGCGGCGACCAGCACGUGUUCGGGCGGCUCCCAUUGACUAUGAAGAGGAUGCACCAGAUGACCCUCUUCCACUUCCCAGGACCGCUCAGCCUCGUACUGCAGAGGACCCGCUGGGUCUUUACGACGAUUCUGACGGUGGCGAAGACGUUCACCACAAUCUACUACUACACACUCAGACCGAGAACGAUGACAGCAGCUCUCGGCCUAUACCCGCCAACACCCUAUCUGACAACAACAUUCUAGUCGAGCUUCCCACUCCGGCUGAAUACCCCAUGUCGGCAGACCCAAAUACCACGUAUAUGGCUGCCCACGACAGCUGGCUUGUUCGCCUCGUCAUCCUUCUUGUGGCAUUCCUACAUGCGGCUCAUCACGUCUCCUUCCGUGCUUGCAGGAUUAUUCUGCAGUGCAGCCGUGCUAUAUUACUUGCCAUGGACGCUUAUGACCCGACUCCGAGGCCAGGAAGACCCACUUUCCCCGUUACGCUUGGCACUGUCAUUGUCCGUCUCGACCUUGAAGAUCAUUUCAAGAUUUUGCCUACAUGUAGCAACUGUCAACGGCUGUUUCCAUCGUCGGCUCCCAUUAGCACGAAAUGCCCUGAUUGUCAGGAGCCUAUCUACAAGCCGGUGUCGAAUUCCAUAUUUCGCCGGGUAACCGGCUGUGCGGCCAAACCGCCGCCACCUGUCUCAGCCUCCCCGUUCCAGCUUCCAUCUUCGCUUCUAGCCGACUUUCUCGCGCGGCCAGGGAUGGAGAAGCAAUGCGAGAUAUGGAAGACUUGCCAACGAACGCCAGGUGUGCUCCAUGACAUUACUGAUGGACGCGUGUGGAACGAAGCAGAAGGCCCAGACCAGAAGCCCUUCUUUCCUCUGAAUGGCGAGGAAGGCAGCGAGUUACGCAUAGGAAUCACGGUCAGCUUGGACUGGUGUUCUGUCGAGAGACAUCUAUAUCGUGCCGAGAACCUUCUCGUGUCGUUCAUGACCCCUGGCCCUCAAGAACCAACAGCUGAGGAGCUGCAACACUAUCUGAAGCUCGUUGUUGACGAUCUUGAGCAGCUUUUCAAUAACGGUGUCGUAUAUCAUACACCCUGUACACCAGAAGGCAAGUCCUCCGUUUAG